This is a messenger RNA of Hyaloscypha bicolor E, 1606 nucleotides long. RefSeq names its product HET-domain-containing protein. The transcript is spliced from 3 exons. The record is from RefSeq and is a predicted model, not a curated record. NCBI's taxonomy places the organism in Eukaryota, Fungi, Ascomycota, Leotiomycetes, Helotiales, Hyaloscyphaceae. The coding region runs from base 131 to 1606 and encodes 491 amino acids.
CAGCUGCACAGUAUUUCUCAGAGCGGUGCACUUAUUUCGAUCCAGCUCCGGAUCUCAGUAUUCAGCUGGGUCGGAGUGGCUCGGGACCUGUUUUACACACCACGAAAAGUGCCGCCCGAUUUCUUCUGCUAUGCCUACACGCGUGAUCGCUCUCGGGAUUCCUAGUACCAAGCUACCUCGGCUUCUCGUUACGAACGGUCUACAUGAGCCAUAUGUAACUUUAUCCUAUUGCUGGGGUCAAGGGGCCACCAAGUCGCUCAUGCUACGCGACGAGAACCUCGAGUCAAUGCAGGAAGGGAUCCACGAAAAUAACCUAGCCAAGACGUACUGUGAAACACUCCAAGUAGCUCGCGAUCUGGGCUUCUUGUACACCUGGAUAGACACACUGUGCAUACUUCAAGAAAACAAGUGUGACUCGGAGUACGAGUCAACGAGGAUGGGAGAAGUAUAUGGAAACGCCUCCUUAACUCUCGUGGCAGCGAGAAGUAGCGAUGAUAUGAGCGGGUUUCUGCGAAAUGACUUCAACCCUGUGGCAGACCCGUGUCCAUUCCCAUAUGGCAAGGCCGAUGAGAACGGCCAUGAAAUCAAUGGACUGUACGUCGGUCUGGAUAGAGCUUGGUUCAAGGAUACGCUUGAUCUUGACCCAGUGAAGACUCGGGGCUGGUGCCUGCAAGAAGCGGAGUUGAGCAGAAGAACACUUAUUUAUGGACGCAAUGGUGUCUCUUUUCAGUGCAAGACAGCCAACUUCUUCGAGGACGAGACCUAUAAAUUCUACCACAAACGCGUAUUUUUGCCGAGCCUGGAGGCUGCCCUUGGCCCAGUCCCCGGCCGACGACCCCCUGACGGACUAGAACUGCUGAAUCACUGGUAUGCAGGUGUUCUACCAGAUUACACAGCCAGCGCACUCACAAACCGUAGCGAUAUCUUUGCGGCGAUCGCAAGCCUUGCAAAGUUGGCGAAGCAGACAAUUGGCGGCCGCUAUUUAGCAGGCGCCUGGGAAAGCGAUCUUCCACGUGGUUUACUUUGGAAACCCCGAUACCAGACCCGCUGGAUGGUAGACCCGUCAAAGACUGAGACCAAUCUGGUACCCCUCAGGAGAUCUCGCCCUUCCCAAGCUCCAUCGUGGUCAUGGGCUGCAGUUGAAGGGCCAAUCUCACACGGCUGGGACAACCGGAAGAGAUGGCCACCAUAUCCCACAGAAGGCCGCCCUGACGCUUUCUUGGUGCGGCCGGCACAUCAAGGUCAUACUCGGUGGACAACCCAAGAUAGCUGUGAUGCAGAUGUGCUCUACAUGCCGCGGUGUGAACUCCAAAUGCAUGGUCGGCUACGACGACUUCGCUCCACGGCAAUUCCGCAGGCGAGGCUGCUGGAUUGGUAUCGUGAACAGGGUGUAAAGGCUCGCCAGCGGCCUGACGACUUGCCUCCCCAAGUACGAGACGGCUGCCCAUUCAAUCAAGUCAUGGCUUUCGGCGUCUUUGACAUUGCCGAGGAGCUUGUUGAGAAUAUAUGGGCGUUGCCGACCACUCGAGAUCUGGGCCUGAUUCUAGAUCGGAAAGAAGAUAGGCCUUUCCACCGUCUGGGCAUCUUCCAUCUUUUGAAUCUCUAG